GAAAGGAGGAGCAGGGGGUGGAGGAUGGAGCCCCGGGCAGCCGCGGCGGGCUCGCCCGAGCCUGCGGCGGCGUCCUCCUCCUUCCAGGCCCGGCUCUGGAAGAACCUGCAGCUGGGGGUGGGCAAGAGCAAGGGCGGCGGGGGCGGGCGCGCAGGGGUCCCAGAGCGCCGCACUGCGGACACCCCAUCGCCCUCCCCGCCACCCCCGGGGGGCAGGCGGGACGCACUGGCCGGCGUGGGUGGCGCGGGCAGCAGGUGGAGCGGCUUCAAGAAACGGAAGCAAGUGCUGGACCGCGUCUUCUCCUCCUCCCAGCCCAACCUGUGCUGCUCCUCGCCGGAGCCUCUCGAGCCCGGCGGCGCCGGCAGAACCGAGCAGGGGUCCACCUUGCGCCGCCGGAUCCGUGAGCAUUUGCUCCCAGCGGGAAGGGGACCGGCGACAACCGCCGCGGGAGCAGCGGGAGUGACGCCUCCUGGCGGACGGUCCCCGGACUCAGCUCCCUCUUCAUCCUCCGCUUCAUCCUCCCUGUCCUCCUCGCCCCAGCCUCCCGCGAGGGGAGACCGCGCCCGAGAUGAGGGGGCACGGCGUCGGGGCCCCGAGGCGCACUUGUGCCAUCAGAAGAGUUCCUCCCUGCCCGGCACCGCCUGCCUGGAGCAGCUGCUGGAACCGCCGCCGCCUCCCGCAGAACCAGCUGAGAGCCCAGUGCAGCCACGGACCCCGGAGAAGGGCGAGGAGCUCGGCAGCAACCAGAAAAUAAAUACUGCUGGAACCAGUAAUGCAGAUGUCCCCUUGGCUGAUCCCGGAAUGUACCAAUUGGACAUUACCUUAAGAAGGGGUCAAAGUUUAGCUGCCCGAGAUCGAGGAGGCUAUAACCUUAUGAAGAAAUUAAAGAAAAGCCAACUAUCAACUUUAAAAGGGACAAGUGAUCCAUACGUGAAGUUUAAAAUUGGAGGAAAAGAAGUUUUUAGAAGUAAAAUAAUACACAAGAACCUCAAUCCCAUAUGGGAGGAGAAAGCUUGCAUUCUUGUUGAGCAUCUUAGGGAACCGUUGUAUAUAAAGGUAUUUGACUAUGAUUUUGGACUACAGGAUGACUUUAUGGGCUCAGCCUUUCUGGAUCUCACACAACUGGAGUUAAACAGGCCCACAGAUGUGACCCUCACACUGAAAGAUCCUCAUUAUCCUGACCACUACCUUGGAAUCAUUUUGCUGUCUGUCAUCCUUACCCCUAAAGAAGGAGAACACAGGGAUGUGACAAUGCUAAUGAGGAAGAGUUGGAAAAGAUCAAGUAAGGAUCUUUCAGAAAAUGAAGUGGUUGGAUCUUAUUUCUCUGUGAAGUCUUUCUUUUGGAGGACGUGCGGCAGGCCUGCUUUUCCUGUCCUGGGCUUCUGCAGAGCAGAGCUUCAGAGUACUUAUUACCAAAAUGCACAAUUUCAGACCCAAAGUUUACGUCUAUCAGACGUACACAGAAAAUCACAUCUUUGGAGAGGAAUAGUCAGCAUCACAUUGAUUGAGGGACGAGAUCUCAAGGCAAUGGAUUCAAAUGGGUUGAGUGACCCCUAUGUGAAGUUCCGGCUUGGGCAUCAGAAGUACAAGAGCAAGAUUAUGCCAAAAACUUUGAAUCCUCAGUGGAGGGAACAAUUUGAUUUUCAUCUCUAUGAAGAAAGAGGUGGAAUCAUUGAUAUCACUGCCUGGGACAAAGACGCUGGGAAAAGGGAUGAUUUUAUUGGCAGGUGCCAGGUCGACCUGUCGGCUCUCAGUAGGGAACAGACACACAAGUUGGAGCUGCAGCUGGAAGAGGGUGAGGGACACCUGGUGCUGCUGGUCACCCUGACAGCUUCGGCCACAGUCAGUAUCUCUGACCUCUCCGUCAACUCCCUGGAGGACCAGAAAGAACGGGAGGAAAUAUUAAGGAGAUAUAGCCCAUUGCGAAUAUUUCACAACCUGAAAGAUGUGGGAUUUCUCCAGGUGAAAGUGAUCAGAGCAGAAGGGUUAAUGGUCGCCGACGUCACAGGCAAAAGUGACCCAUUUUGUGUAGUGGAACUGAACAAUGAUAGGCUGCUAACACACACCGUCUACAAAAAUCUCAAUCCUGAGUGGAACAAAAUCUUCACAUUCAACAUUAAAGAUAUCCAUUCAGUUCUUGAAGUGACAGUUUAUGAUGAAGAUCGGGAUCGAAGUGCUGACUUUCUGGGCAAAGUUGCUAUACCAUUGCUGUCUAUUCAAAAUGGUGAACAGAAAGCCUACGUCUUGAAAAACAAGCAGCUGACAGGGCCAACAAAGGGGGUCAUCUAUCUUGAAAUAGAUGUGAUUUUUAAUGCUGUGAAAGCCAGCUUACGAACAUUAAUACCCAAAGAACAGAAGUACAUUGAAGAGGAAAACAGACUCUCUAAACAGCUGCUCCUAAGAAACUUUAUCAGAAUGAAGCGUUGUGUCAUGGUGCUCGUAAAUGCUGCAUACUACGUUAAUAGUUGCUUUGAUUGGGAUUCACCCCCAAGGAGCCUCGCUGCUUUUGUGCUCUUCCUCUUUGUUGUCUGGAACUUUGAGCUCUACAUGAUACCACUGGUUUUGUUGUUACUAUUGACAUGGAACUACUUCUUGAUAAUAUCAGGGAAAGAUAACAGGCAACGUGAUACAGUAGUGGAGGACAUGCUGGAGGACGAGGAAGAAGAAGAUGACAAAGAUGACAAGGAUCGCUGGCAGAAUCGUUGACACUGGCUGACACCACUGCAUGUUGAGAUGAGAAGCAUGUUUCUUCACCAAAGCAGCAGAACCAGAUGUGUUGCCAAGCAUCACAGAUGCUCUAUCGGAGCCCAGAGUGCCAAGAUUUUUAUUCUGCCUGAAAAUUUGUUUGGCAAAGAAAUUCUUCACCAUGUUAAAGACAUUGACUCUGCAGAUUCUCAAAGAAGUUCACAAAGUAGGAAUUCUUUGAUUGUAAGAACUUGUCGACAGGAGUUGGCUAUGCAAAUAGAGGUAUCUAUUUGUAUUAUUAUGUGCAAAAGGGAGAUAUUAAAGACAUGUCAGAAAUUCUGUAGUGUUGACAUCAUUUGAUGAGAACACAACUUCAAGAAAUGUGUGGCUUCACCAGCAUCUUUCCAGUGACAUGUAGGUUAUUUUUCUUGGUGAUACGAUGGAUGCAAAAAAUAUUUUAAUACAGGUCUUUUUUUUUUCCUUGGGGCAAAUCCAAAGCCAGGUAAAGUCCCAGUCUUUAAUAACCAAAAUGUAUUUAUAUAAAGAAAAAAGAUACACGAUGUCCAAUAGAUUUUCACAGUAGGCAGCCUGAGCUACUCCCUUUAAUUUUAUUGGUUGCAUACUUCUAUUGGCCAGAAUCCUGCCACGUAAGAAAUACUGUAGUUUUGCAUCCCAUUAAACUCCAUAAUUAAUAGAAAAUCAAUAGAUAUGAAAACCUCAUGGUACUGCUUUUUUUCUUUUGAAAUUUUCCUACUUAAGCUAGACUCAAGGUAAACAGAGGUGUAUGGCUAUAGUCAUGUUAGCACCAUGUGUUUUCUUAGAUUCCUAUCCAUAGUAAACCAUUCUAGAGGUCUUAACAUUAUAGAGACAAUAUUACCUAUCUGUUUACCUUCAAUAUCAGAUUGCUCGCUGUUCAUAAUAUGUCUCCCUGCCUAGUGAUCUCCGGCCUGGCCAUGUAUCUCACUUUGGCUGACCUAGGCCAUUUCCCAGCCAAAGGUUCAAGAGCCAUCCUUGGCUCUGCCAUCUCUCCUUUCCUUCUGAAGCAUAGCUGGAACUGUCCGCAUAGGAGAUCCUUGUUUAGCUUGAAUUCUAGAAUAAAGGUGAUGUAGAUCCAACCCAUAAGGGCAUGUAGUAUGAACAAAAAAUAAACCUGUGUUUUUAUUUUUAUAACCUUUCAUGAUUUUGAGGGGUUUUUUUUGUUUUUUUUUUUUUUUACCAUGACGUAAUUUAGUCUAGGCUGGCAGAUAAAAUAUUCAUCCAUAUUACUUGGUGUGAAUCAAGGUGUUAAUAUUUAAUUUCAAAGAAAACAUAAAUUUUUUAUUUUUUUUUUAAUUUUUUUUUUAACGUUUAUUUAUUUUUGAGACAGAGAGAGACAGAGCAUGAACGGGGGAGGGUCAGAGAGAGGGAGACACAGAAUCUGAAACAGGCUCCAGGCUCUGAGCUGUCAGCACAGAACCCGAUGUGGGGCUCGAACUCACGGACCGCGAGGUCAUGACCUGAGCCGAAGUCGGCCGCCCAACCGACUGAGCCACCCAGGCACCCCUAAAUUUUUUAAAUAAAACUAAUCAAAGUCUCAGAAAGGAAAAUUUAAAAUAUUUUUUUCUUCUUAACUUCACAGAUCUACCCACAGACCUUGAAGCCCAGUCUCAAAUCAUUCUGCUGUUAGGUCUCUCUCAUUGAAAAGUGCUUUCUUUUCCCCAUAAACUUAAAGUGAAGGACAAGAUACUGGGCAGACAGAGAUAAAUAUGGCAGAAUAUGGGCCUUUCAGGAAUCGCUGUCUGAUGGGACCCUUGAUUAUGUAAACUAAUAACUACAAUACAGUGAGAAAAAUGUUGUAAUAGAGUUAUAAAGAGUUUGGGUGGGAAAAACAAGAAGGUGACCAUCUUCACAGACUUGUCAACAAAUGUUGCACGGUAGAGGUGGCAUUUAGUUUAAGUCUUGAAGGAUGAGUGAGAAUGUACAAGGAAAUGUGGUAUGUGAAUUCAAGGAGUAUUUGGUACAGUAGGAGCAUAAAGUGGAGGAAAAUGACACUGGAAAAGGCAAAUUUAAGAUUGUGAAUGCUUUAGCCAUCAGUUAAGAAAUUUGAAUUAUCUUCAAGCAGUGAGAAAUCAAAGGCUCUUUUAAAAUAGGGAAUUGUCAUGAUGACAUUUGUGCUUUUAGAAGGAAACUCUGUCAGGGCACCUGGGUGGCUUAGCCGGUUAAGCAUUCAACUCUUGAUCUAGGCUCAGGUCAUGAUCUCAUGAUUCAUGGGUUCUCCCAUUCUCUCCCUCUCUCUUUCACUCACUCUCACUCUCUCUCUCUCUCUCUCUCUCUCUCUCUCUCUUUCUGUCUCUCACUCUGCCCCUCCCCUGCUCAUGCUCUCCCUCUCUUUCUCUCUCUCAAAAUAAAUGAAUAAAUUUUAAAAAAGAAGAAAACUCUGCUAAUGGGCAGGUGAUGGAAUAAGAAGGAAACGAGACUUGGUCACCUGCAUGGCUCAGUCAGUUAAGCAUCUGACUUUGGCUCAGGUCAUGAUCCCAAGGUUUGUGAGUUUCAGCCCUGCUUUGGGCCCCCUGCUGUCAACACUGGGCCCACUUCUGAUCCUCUGCCUCCCUCUCUCUCUGCCCCUCCCCUGCUUGCAUGCUCACUCACUCUCUCUCAAAAAAUAAACAUUAAGAAAAAAAAGAAGAAGGAAAUGAGACUCAAAGUAGAGAAAUAUGCGAGGAGGUGCCAUGGUAUUCCCAGCAAGAAAUAAUGUCAGCCUGCACUGAAAACAGCAAUCAUGAUAAUAAGAAAGAAACAAAUUUGAGAGAUACUUUUAAUAGUAAAUGUACUAAGAUUAUUGAAACAAUUUAUGUUCUAUAGAAUAAGGGAAAAUUUAGAGUUGCUGAGGACUAUAAGAUGCUUGGCUGAGAUAUCCUUGUAUUUGUGAAGCACUUCACAUGUUUCAAAGUACUUCCAUUUCUUUACCUUAAUUUAAUGUUCACAAUAACUCUGUGUACUGGCUUAUCAAGUAUUAUUCCCAUGCUUCAGUAUCAGGAAGAUAAACUUGGCUAGUGGGGAAGUAGCUAAGAUUAGAAACCAGAUAAUGAGACUAAAAUAGAGAAGUAGUUGAAUCUGAAAACAAGUUAACUUAUCUAAGAAGAAGGUAAGUCUGGGAAUUAGGUAACUUGUCUGAUGAUGAAGAAACUGAGGUCAGAAAACUAACUCUCUAAUUAACUUUCCUCCUGGUCAUGUUGCAGUAAGGCCUGUUGACCCACCCAGAGAUGACAACUAGGUCACUUGGUGUGCAAAAUUGCAUGUUCUGGUCAGUAUAAACAGAAAGUGUCCUCCGUGCCUGCCCAGCCCUCUUUUCCUUCAGCACUAGGUCUUAAGAGAGCCUUUGAAAAAAUGAUGGCAACAGGUCCAUAUUCAGGGCCUCUUCCCCAUUUAGUGUGCUUUCACUAAGUGAACUCACUCACUCAACGUCACAAAAUAAGCGAAACAACCAAACUACAAACUUUAGCCUGUUUGCCUCCAAAGCCCGCCAUUGUUUUGCAUAACAAUCUCCCAGUGCCUACCCCCUACAAAAACCCACUUAGUGACUAAAGUAAUAAUUUCCAUUCUUUCAUUAUUCACUGGCUUCACUGGGCUCACCUGAGCAGCUCUUGCUCGAAUCACUCUUGUGGGUCUAGCCAGCUAUCUGGGGCUGUGGUCCUCCAAGGGCUUGACUAGGCUGGACAUUCCAGAUGGCUCAGUUGGAUGACUAGGGGUUGUUGCUGGCUUCUCAUGACGUGGCAACUCAAUUCUAAGAGGGAGAAUGAUUCUAAAAGUGAGUGUUUCAAGAGAUCCAAGCAGAAGCUGCAAAGCUUCUUAUGAUGUAGGCUUGGAAGUCCCAGAAUGUCACUUCUGUCAUGUCCUAUUGGUCAAACAAGUCACUAAGGCCAGCCCAGAUUCAAGGAGAGGAUGGCUUUGGUUCUACCUCUUAAUAAGGAGUGUCAAGGUCCUAUUGCAUAAGAAUCUAAGAGAUGGGAGAUAUUAUGUGGCCAUCUUUGGAAAGUAAAAUCAGCUACCAUUUCUAAAGAAGAAAAGCUCCUAAUAGAUGUCCAGUAGCAUUAAGGUAUAUGAAGCCUGUUGCCUAACAGGAGACUUUCUCUUUAUCUAAGGUUUAUCAGCAUAUAGUGCUUGAUUAGGUUAUCUCAAAACUUAAACAAGCAUAGUGCCUUCAAGUUGCCAGGUGUAUCCAAAGUUUAUCAUCCCGUAUAUUUUUGUUUCAUUUUUUGUUUUUGAUUUACAAGUGGAGAAGCAUCAAAGGACUGACUGAAUUGUCAUUCUCUACUUCGCUAAAACCUGAAAGUGCUACCUAAAUCUUUCUUCUUCUGCUUUGUCCAUAGAUAAGAAUUCAGCCCAGAAAUUUCACUAUCUAGCUGAACUCUCCCUUGAAGCUAGUUGGUACGUAGAAAGGAGUCAUAAAAAAAAUCCUUUUUAAAUCCUAUUCAGACUAUACUGAAUAUCCAUUGUCCUCUACCAGUGAAGGAAGACAAAAUGCCACUGUCCAGUGUCCUGGAAGUCAGGCUUUACUUUCUCUGACUGGCUGCCAAAAAUGAAAAGCCAAGUGAGGAAAGGAGAUUGCAGAACAUAUCCUUCUUAAAGCAUAAGAGUUUCUUCUUUUUAGAAAAUGUAAUUUGAAAUUGCCAGCAGUUCACAUCUGGUAUUUUACUAAUUUGUUCAAGGAUAUUUCUCAUAGGAUUUAAAAGAUGACUGAUAUCUCUGAAAAUUUUGUUGUACAAACUCUAAGUAGCUCGGUCAAGACUCUUUUCCAGGAUCCUUGGAGCUAAUGUUUUUCUGCUGUAGUGAGGUAGCAGUAUGCAGAUAUUAAAAUCAAUAUUGAGCUCAUCAUACACAUAUAUGCUAUUUCUUGGUUCUGGUAUCUUACCCAUGUAUUCUGAUCACAAUGAUUUGGAAACAGAGACAGCAUCUGUCUUCUCUGUGAUUCCACACUGGAAUAUUUUGGAGACAUACAAGGCAAUAUAAAAAACAAAUAUACAGCUGCUGCAGUCUGAUAAUGUAAGAUUUUAUUGAUUAUCCGAAAGAGUAACUACCCUAGGUAUUAGGUUUUCUUGUCACAACCUUCAGUGCCUGGGGUAGUUGAACAAGUUCUUUUUUUCCUUUGAGCUGACCUCAAAGUCACAUAGUUUCUGAAUCAAGGUCCUCAGAUUUCAUACUUUGGCAAUUUCUUUCCUUUCUAAUGGGGUAUAUUAGAGAAAAUGUGUCACCUUUUGCACCAUGUAAUACCAAAUCAGAUCAGAAUUCAUGCACAAUUAUGUCAGUGGAAAUCUAAUAGUACAGGCUGGCUUAUCUCUAGAUAACACAUGGAAAAAUAAACUUCCACGACUGACAGAUUUACUUGAUUUUUUUUUCAGAUAAGUUAUUUGUGAGUAAUCGAGCUAAAGAAUGUAACUGGAUUAUUUUUCAUACUAUAAAAAAAAAAAACUCUCAACAGUAAAAUGGUUGCUAAGUAUCCAAGCUCUGUCACUCUGUCCUCCCCCCCCC
Messenger RNA from Panthera uncia (snow leopard), 8193 nucleotides. It is a transcript of the gene MCTP1, whose product is annotated as multiple C2 and transmembrane domain containing 1. Gene Ontology annotation, biological process: regulation of neurotransmitter secretion. The record is from RefSeq and is a predicted model, not a curated record. The coding region runs from base 25 to 2706 and encodes 893 amino acids. Gene Ontology annotation, molecular function: calcium ion binding. Lineage: Eukaryota; Metazoa; Chordata; Mammalia; Carnivora; Felidae. The transcript is spliced from 21 exons. Gene Ontology annotation, cellular component: synaptic vesicle membrane.